AUGGUGGUGCUGACGGGCCGGGAGGCCGGAGGCGGGCAGGCCCCGGAGGAGCCCUACCUGAGGAUUGAAGACUGCCUGCCUCCUCUGGGGAGCUCCCCAUCCAAGAGGUUCUCCCCCUCCAAACGGAAGCAGUACUACAUCAACCAGGCCAUCCGCAACUCCGACCUCAUCCCAAAGGCCAAGGGGCGCAAGAGCCUUCAGCGGCUGGAGAACACUCGGUACCUGAUGACCCUGCUGGAGCGGGACGAAUGUGGGAAUGACGAUGGGGAACUCACGCACUCGGCUGCCCCAAGCAUCUUCACGGAGGCCUGCAACAACGAAACAUACAUGGAGAUCUGGAAUGACUUCAUGAACCGGUCUGGUGAGGAACAGGAGAGGGUCCUACUCUACCUAGAGGAAGAGGCCAAGAACAAGCACAAGAGGAAGCUCCCUGUUAAAGCGGAGGACAAGUGGAAAGAGCAUCCUGCUUACACGCCGAAAGAAUGUUUCCAGCGCAUCAGCCGCCGGCUUCGCACCACCCUGAGACGAGGCAGGAUCCCUAUGGGGACCCUGGAGUGUCUGGAGGAGGAGUUACUGGCCUUUUUCUCCGUCACCCCUCACUCCGUCUACACAGCGAUGAUGGACAAUAGCUUUGAGCGGCUGCUGCUCCACGCUCUCUGCCAGUACAUGGACCUCGUCUCUGCCAGUUCUGACUUUGAAGGGAAACGCCAAAUGAAAGUGAGCAACAAACACAGAGACUUCCUGCCCCCGGAGUUACUGCUGUCCGCCUACUUGGAGCAGAUGAGCUGAUAGGUCUGGAAGACAUCCCACUCAGUGCUCUGAAGGCUUCUACGAUCCCCAAAUCUGCUCUCCGUCCACUCAGUCCUCGGCGUACAAAGGGGGGGGGGUCCCCACCCUCUCAGACGAUUCUCUGCACUUGUGUGAUGGUCUAACCGGCGGGUGGGUUUGUGUGGAGCCGGUUAGAUCACCGCCCCCUGGGCCCUGCUUCAAGAUCAGAAGUCUUCCCUUGCCCAUCGCUGAAGUCCUGCAGGCAUCUCCCGCAGCUGCCACUCUCUCUUCCCCGUGUGGCAAAGCUGUUGCAACACUGGGGUGUGACUUCCAGCUUCCUCCCCACCCCCGGGGUGCUCCUGGUUCCACCCAAGGCUUCUCCGUACUGCUCCUGGUACCCAGGGGAGGGCACCAUCUCUGCUGCUCGCAGGGGGGCCUGGCAGAGGCCUGCAAGCACCCCCCAGGCAGACCACUCUGUUGGGGGUGGAACCACCUGCUGGACAGCCCAAAAGGUCAACCUUCAUCAUGCUCAAGUGUCCAACCCCCACUCAAGGACUGAGGACUCUGCCUCUCUGGAAGCCUUUGCUCUGGGUGGGCAGAGUCCUGGUUGGAGUGGGUGAGGGGGUAGGAGCUGACUCCAGGGUCUCCCCUGCUGCCUGUAGGCUGGUGGGAGGUGAGGAAGCGUUGGCCCUGCAGGCUUCCCUCAGCGGCCCAUCGACACUGUCAAAUGCAUAUCGGCUGUUGUUGCGAUACUGUUCCCUCUUGUCGCGUAGAUGGGAUCUUGAUUGUGUCUCUUCUGCCCCCCAAGCCAUGUUCCGGAUUCAGGAUCCAGCCAGGUUCGGAGUGAUGGUGAAAGUCCUGUUCACGUCAAAUGGAAUCGUGCUUUUUUAACCAUGCUGGGGGAACAAGAUCGCUUCUGAAUAGUGAAGAUGGGCCCUUCAUCUCAGCCCCUUCGGGCCACAUCCUGCCCUCAUUUCUCUGACUCACUGGCCUCUUAGCUUGGCAGGGGGACUCCAGGACCUGCUGCUGCCGCCAGAUAUCACCAUGCUUAAGGGGCGAGACCAGUCUGCCGAGCCCUGCCUGGGGUGUGGCGCUAUCUCCCAGCAGUAGCUGCGCUCCCUGGAACCGUGAGUGUCUACACGCCAGCUCAUUUCAACACAAACAAACAACCUGUCCCUGGGGGACUCUGGCUUCCCCUGGGGCUGAAUUUGGAGCAGUAUUUUUGUGACAAAACGGUUCCCUUUUGGCCUUAGCAUUUCAGCUGCUCUGACCUGGCCCUUGAGCAUCUGAAUUGGUCUCAUUCCCCAGCUCAGCAAACACUUCGACAGGUGCCUGAAGCUUAAGCACGGGCUGAAGUGCUUUGCUGAAUCGGGGCCUGAACGUCCAGCAGCUGGUGGAGCAGAUCACUUGUAAGUUGCAUGUCACAAACCCAGGGCGGCAGGGGAAUUACCACAGACUGCAGCAGCCUUGCAGGGUCGGGGGCAGGCACUGCUUUGGUUGGUGCCUAACCCUGUUUCCGCUCGCUACCCACCACAGAGUUAGUGCUUUAAAGCACCACGGCUCAGCCCUACAUACAAUCCAGUGGCGUACAGGGGGCGUAGAUCUCCCCCCGAAUGCACGCAUUAGCACUUACCUAGCCUCAUCUCUGUGAAAGGCAAAGGAGUGAAAGAUCUGUGUGAAAAGCUCGAAGGAGUGUCGUAGCAGGACUUGGUGGCCCCCUCCCCUGCUGGCUGCUUGGUUUUGGACUAGGGAGAGCGAUCUGUUAGCGCCCACAGAAGCUCAGAGGAGAAGCUGUCCAGGGAGCCAGCCCCGAGUGGGAGUAACUAGCCCAUUGUUUAGUGCAUCCGUGUGGAUUGGCAUUGAGCAAACAUCCCCCUGAAGCCGGAUCGCUAUCGUUUAAGCUUUGGUACAGUUAUCAGUGAGACAUUGAACACAAAGCUCUGGCUUUCUCUGCAGUGCGGGGGCCUUUUCUGAAUAUGGUGUGUCAUUUAUGCAGGUUUGUGAUUGUGGAAUCGAAGCCAGGCCCCUGGCAGUCCUGCCGCUCGCAAGCGGGGCGGGGUGGUCAGAGCUGAACGUCUCCGCUUGGGCCACCUGGGUCUGCCAGGGGUUUCCGGCGGAUGGGGAGGGCGGGGGGGGGGGGUUAUAUCAUGGUACAAUUUAAAUAGCUCCGUUUCCAGCUUUCUAGUGCCGUGAAGAGCCUGUUGGGAUGUGUGUGGUUUUUAAUAUGUAUACUACGUGUUGCGGUGUUUAAUUUGGUGCAUCUCAAGAGCUGCUCUCCCCUGUACAUAGCAGCUGGUUUAAAGGGAUGGGCCGGGUUUGAUUCAUCACCAGCUUGCGCUGCCUGUGUCCCUGAUCCAGCCCUGUGGGGAACAGCUCCUGUAUUGGAAUUCUCUGCAGGUGAGUAGUGAAGAAUCCCGACUGAGGAGCGCUCUCCGCACAGGCUCAGGGCGUGAGUCUCCUCUCCGUUGGUUUCACUGGAGUUACUCCUGACUUAUACGGGUUAGUGACCAGAAUGAGGCUCCCAGAGGGCAGGAUCGGGCCCAGUCCCCCUCUUCUCACUGAGCACCAGUGUAGAUCGUGCGUGAGGCUGUACAGCGAGUGGGUGGAGAAUCGGGCUCCGUUGACAUCUCUUCCCUUGUAAACCAGCUGGAUGUAAAAAACUUUUUCAGCAAAAAAACCUCUCACACACAGCCACAGAGAUUUGCUUUGGACAGCCGUGCUCUCCCGGGCGAGGGUCUGGUCUAGCCGGACAAUGCAGCGCUUGACUUCCCAUGGGCGUGUCUGACCCACGCACCAUUCGGGGAGCUGCUCUGGGCAGAGAAGGCCGACUCCUGCGAGAGUCCCUGCUUUGCUCUGCCGUGGGGUCUGGCUUCCCCUCCUGCCAUCUCUGCACGCUGCCUCUCCAGCCCGUGCUCCUGAAAGCCCUGGUCUGGUGAGACGACGCAAACCAAAGCGAUCUUGGCACGGGCAGUGCCUCCGUGCAGCCCAGCACGCAGUCAGGACCGUACUGCGGUUUGUAACGUGGAUAUGGAUGUUGUGUGUUGUGCUUCUGGGAAUGGUGAUCGAUUUUUCUUUUUAAUUGUGUCAGUCGUAUCCGCCAGCUCUUGCCUCGGUUGAAAGGACCGUCACCUGUUUUAACGGCAGCCUUCACCUGCUGUCUUUGAGCAGAUCCAUGCGUGGGACGGCGCCUGUGUGGAGUUUGUAAUGCUUUAAUCUGCUAUCAACCAGAGGCCAAAACUGGGGCUUCUGCUGAAAGGGGAAAAAACAAAAAAAUUUCCUUCUGAGCUGACUCAGCUGUUGAAAGUAUGUGCACAAGGACAAUAAAUCAUGGUGCUCCGGA
This is a messenger RNA of Trachemys scripta elegans, 4108 nucleotides long. It is a transcript of the gene R3HDM4, whose product is annotated as R3H domain containing 4. Lineage: Eukaryota; Metazoa; Chordata; Testudines; Emydidae. The transcript is spliced from 8 exons. Gene Ontology annotation, molecular function: nucleic acid binding. Bases 1 to 789 code for a protein of 262 amino acids. The record is from RefSeq and is a predicted model, not a curated record.